Messenger RNA from Penicillium paradoxum, 636 nucleotides. RefSeq lists its product as uncharacterized. The record is from RefSeq and is a predicted model, not a curated record. NCBI's taxonomy places the organism in Eukaryota, Fungi, Ascomycota, Eurotiomycetes, Eurotiales, Aspergillaceae. The transcript has 3 exons. Bases 1 to 636 code for a protein of 211 amino acids.
AUGGAAAACCCUGUGACCGACGUACCUACUGUUAUCCGGCUUCUGACACAGUCGCCGCCAUCGUUGCAAGAAACCACGCUUGAGCAAUAUUUUACUAGCAAUGCGUCCUUCGUUCAUCCGUUCUGUCGAGUCCCCCAUUUUGAGGGCAGUAGAUGGUGGGUUGUAAAGAUAUUCCAGUGGUACAAGAUCAUGUCACCCCGAAUUGAGCUAGAAAUCCAUUCUAUUGCGUUUGAUGAGAAAAAGCUUAGGCUCUAUGUCAAUAUGUCUCAGAUCUUCUCUAUCUGGCUUGUUCCCUUCCAUGUCGCUCCAGUGACUCUCACCACCGUCUUGGAUCUGACGUACGAUUCGGUCCGCGGUGAUGCUACAACCAAUGGUGACCACAAGCUUUACUACAUCAAUAAGCAAGAAGAUCUGUAUCAAACAUCGGAGUUUAUCAAGUUCCUCAUGCCGCACAUCGGAUAUUGGCUGAUUUUCGGUUGGCAUCUCAUCGCAACCCUUUUCUGUGUCCUGGGUGUGACCUUACUAUGGCCGAUACUAUGGCUGGAAGAGAACCAUUAUAUCCCGGGUCGCUUUUUACGAGGGGGCAAUCUGGCUUACGAUAUGGAAAAGAAGAUCCCAGGUAUCAAAGAGCAAUGA